AAACAAGACAAGUGAAGGCUCACACUGUGGUUAGAUUGUGUUGUGUGUAGUAAAGAAGGAAUCUAUCUUCGCUGGGUCUCCACAGCAGUGUUUCAUCAUGAUGGUUCUCUAUGGAGCGGCUCUCCUGGCGGUGCUGGUAGAGUGUGGGCAGACAGCUCCCACCCCCGAGGAAUGUGAGGAUUUGGUGAAGCCCCUUGAGGAAUCAGAGUUCUACAAGAUCUCUGGAAGAUGGAUCCUCCUUGAGGCCUAUUGUGAUUAUAAGACUGCCGGAGAGACACUGCUGGAAACCAACAGUACCUGGUCAGACUUUCUCCCUGCAGCAGACAACAAGACCUUCAUCCUGCAACAGGGCAUCAUGCAUGAGGAGACGUGUGUCUUUUAUUCCGUGAACAUGACUGUGGUCAACAACACUCUCGUUGCGAACAAUGGGAAUGACACCAACAUAGCAAGCUUCCUGCAAACCUGCCCCGAGUGCCUCAUUAUACAUGACAACGUCACAUCCAGAGGGAAACUUGUCCAGUAUCUUCUUGUUUAUGGAAACACUAGCAAACUGCCUGAUCCUGUGCUGGAGACAAUUAGGAAGCAAGCAGAGUGCCUCAAGUUCCAGCAGCCUCCACAGUUCACCUAUGAUGGAGUUGCAGAAUUGUGUACUCAGAAGACAGAGGACAAGGACAGAAUGGACAAGUGAAAAGUUUGAUCAUUGUUCAAUAAACGAUACUGGCUGAAAUGACUAUUAUCCUCGAAU
This is a messenger RNA of Osmerus eperlanus (European smelt), 745 nucleotides long. Its product is annotated as saxitoxin and tetrodotoxin-binding protein 2-like. The transcript is spliced from 6 exons. NCBI's taxonomy places the organism in Eukaryota, Metazoa, Chordata, Actinopteri, Osmeriformes, Osmeridae. The coding region runs from base 98 to 688 and encodes 196 amino acids. The record is from RefSeq and is a predicted model, not a curated record.